This is a messenger RNA of Stylonychia lemnae, 2376 nucleotides long. The record is from the annotation of a GenBank genome assembly. NCBI's taxonomy places the organism in Eukaryota, Ciliophora, Spirotrichea, Sporadotrichida, Oxytrichidae.
AUGGCAGAAUCUUGCUAACAUUUAACUUAAGCUAAUCUCACCAAGAACAUCCAGGGGAAACUCAUUUACAAGGAUGAAUGCACCAGAUGCUUCUAAUCAGCUGUAAUUCUUGCCAUAUUAUCUAAUAUAUAAAUCUAGAAAUCUGAUAACGGAGUCGAUCUGUGCUUGAAAUGCUUCAAUGGAGGGUGCAAUGACUAGGAGUUCAAUCACUCAAGACUUCACUUCCAAAUGAGCAGUCAUCCAAUAGUCCUUAACAUUAAGCAAGUUUUAAAGGUAAACUCUAUCUCUCAUAUUAUCAAUAUUAUCUAGCCAAGGGAAAAUGAGGGAUAACCAGCACAGAUCACUAAACUAGCAAUUGGCAAGCCAGGUGGAAUAGAUGCAACUGGAGAUGAAUAUGACACUCAAGUCUAGCUGAAAUGCUUGGCUUGUGAUGGCAAGGUAUUAUCUCAUGAAAACCCAGAGGUCAAAGGAUUGGUAGACUCAGUUUUACAAGCAUAGUCUGCAUAUUUCCAGCAAACUCUCUCAGAAUGGGAGUUAAAGCUAGAAUCAUGCGAGCACUGUCUCCUCCUAGAUCAAUCUAACUCACAAAAGAUAGCAGCUAAGAGUCUAGCUCAUUGUAAUGAAUGUGAUUUAUCUGCAAACUUGUGGCUAUGCAUGUCGUGUGGGCAUUUAGGUUGUGGUAGAAAGAACUGGGAUGGCACUGGUGGAAAUAAUCAUGCAGUAGAGCAUUUCGAGAGUCAUUAGCAUCCCUUGGUAUGCAAAUUAGGAACCAUCACUCCUGAAGGCAGUGCUUGUAUUGAUGUAAAGUCUCAAACUAAGACUGAGAAGACCAUGCAAGAACUAGAUCUAGAACUUAACCUUAACUUUACUCUGUCAAAGAUCUUAGAGGAGGGUAAGGAACUGAUUCCCCUCUUUGGAAGUGGUUUCACAGGCCUUGAUAACCUUGGUAAUUCAUGCUACAUGAACAGUGUUCUCUAAGUGCUCUUUGCUCAACCCGAAUUCGCUUAGAAAUACCUUGAUAACUCCUUAAUGCAUUUGAUGACUUGCGGCAAGUUCUCACCAGAGUGUCUGGACUGCUAGAUAUCGAAACUAGUUCAUGGUCUGUACAGCGGUAUUUACUCUCAAUAGAAACUGGCAAAGAAAGUUGCAUAUGAAGGCUAGUCUGAGGAAGAGAAGAAAAAAGAAGAGUUUUACUAGGACGGAGUGAAGCCACAUAUGUUCAAGACUUUGGUAGGUAAGGGUCAUCCUGAGUUCCAAACUUCUCAGCAGCAAGACGCCCAGGAGUAUUUCUUCUAUCUGUUGGAGAAAAUAUAAAGACUUGAAAGAUCAAAUGGCAAUGCUAAUCCAGGAGAGAUAUUUGACUUUGAAUUGGAGUCAAGAGUGCAGUGCUAGGAAUGCGGAGGAGUCAAAUAUUCCUAGAGCAAGGUAUCAUAGCUGAAUAUUUAAGCGCCAGUUGAUUCCAGUGUAGAAAAAGGCACACCUGUUGAUUUAGAAGCAUGCUUAGAGAAGUUCUUCGGUGAAGAAUAAAUCCCUGAUUUCAACUGCUCAAAUUGCAAUAAAAAGACAGUGUGCGUAAAGAGACAAAGACUGAAUAGCUUCCCUAAGGUCUUGAUCUUAACUCUUCAACGCUUUGUUUUCGAUAACUGGGUUCCAAAGAAAUUAGAAAUUGAACUCUAAGUGCCUCAAGACCACAACGACUUCGAAAGAUUCAGAGGCAACAACGGCCAGCUAGCAGAAGGAGAAUUCUAAUUACCUCAGCAAGAAGCAGCCUAGCAAGAAGAUGCAGAGCCUGAAUUAAACUAAGAUCUCCUUAAUCAAGUUAUUAUGAUGGGCAUCCCGGAAAAUGCUGCUAAGCAUGCUCUCUUUAACUCUGGAAAUAACUCUGCGGACAUGGCAACAAUGUGGUACUUUGACAACAUGGAUAAUCCAUCUUUGAACGAACCCUUGAGAGUGAAGAAAGCAGGGGGAGCUGCAUCAUCUGGAGACAAUGUUCCUUAAGAUUUGAUUGAUCAAUUAGUAAGCUUUGGGUUCACUGAGAAAAAAGUCAGAAAAGCUCUGAAAUCUUGUGAUAAUAAUCCAGAAAGAGCAGGAGAAUGGUUGUUUAGUCAUAUGGAUGAUCCAGAUAGUGAUCAUGAAAUGACAGAUGUCAAUCAGGAAAGUUUAUUUGAGGACAAGAUACCAGGAAUUUACAAGCUCAACAGUUUCAUCACCCAUUUGGGAACAAGUGUGCAUUGUGGGCAUUAUGUAUGUCAUAUCAGAAAGGACGGUAAAUGGGUUUAUUACAAUGAUGCUAAAGUCGCUCAAACUAAUGAACCCCCUAUUGGAAAAGGCUACAUGUAUUUCUUUAGAAAGAUUGACCCAGAAUUACAACAAUGA